AUGGACUAUACUAAGGAAAAGAGAGUAGAAGGAAUCCCUCCUAUCCAAGGAGAGACGCUAGAAACCUCGUUUAAAGGAAAGUGUAACGCCUUUCGAAAAGCACUAUUCCCUCCGCCACCGAGUACAGUACCACCAAGCUUCAAUAACUACCAAGAGAAAGAGUGGGAAUGGCCAGCGCUAUCGAUAACCGAGCUAGAACGCGCCUGUUCUAACAAGGUUAAAAGCAGCUCACCUGGCCCAGAC
This is a messenger RNA of Bipolaris victoriae FI3, 243 nucleotides long. RefSeq lists its product as hypothetical. NCBI's taxonomy places the organism in Eukaryota, Fungi, Ascomycota, Dothideomycetes, Pleosporales, Pleosporaceae. The record is from RefSeq and is a predicted model, not a curated record. The annotation marks the transcript as partial. The transcript has a single exon.